AUGGAGCUGUGGCGCCAGUGUACCCACUGGCUGAUCCAGUGCCGGGUGCUGCCCCCCAGCCACCGCGUGACCUGGGACGGGGCCCAGGUGUGCGAGCUGGCACAGGCCCUCCGGGAUGGCGUCCUUCUGUGUCAGCUGCUCAACAACCUGCUGCCCCAUGCCAUCAACCUGCGUGAGGUCAACCUGCGCCCCCAGAUGUCCCAGUUCCUAUGCCUUAAGAACAUCCGUACCUUUUUGUCUACCUGCUGUGAGAAGUUUGGCCUCAAGCGGAGUGAACUCUUUGAGGCCUUUGACCUCUUUGAUGUGCAGGAUUUUGGGAAGGUAAUCUACACCCUGUCUGCUCUGUCCUGGACCCCGAUUGCCCAGAAUAAGGGGAUCAUGCCCUUCCCCACCGAGGAGGAGAGUGUGGGUGAUGAAGACAUCUACAGCGGCCUAUCUGACCAGAUCGACGACACGGUGGAGGAGGAUGAGGACCUGUACGACUGUGUGGAGAAUGAGGAGGCGGAGGGUGAUGAGAUCUAUGAAGACCUCAUGCGCUCGGAGCCCAUGCCCAUGCCGCCCAAGAUGACAGAGUAUGACAAGCGGUGCUGUUGCUUGCGGGAGAUCCAGCAGACGGAGGAGAAGUAUACGGACACGCUAGGCUCCAUCCAACAGCACUUCAUGAAACCCCUGCAACGGUUCCUCAAACCUCAAGACAUCGAGAUCAUCUUCAUCAACAUCGAGGACCUGCUUCGUGUGCACACUCACUUCUUAAAGGAGAUGAAGGAAGCCCUGGCUGCCCCAGGUGCACCCAUUCUCUACCAGGUCUUCAUCAAAUACAAGGAGAGGUUCCUCGUCUACGGCCGCUACUGCAGCCAGGUGGAGUCGGCCAGCAAGCACCUGGACCGUGUGGCCACAGCCCGGGAGGAUGUGCAAAUGAAGCUGGAGGAAUGUUCUCAGCGAGCAAACAAUGGGAGGUUCACCUUGCGGGACCUGCUGAUGGUGCCCAUGCAGCGGGUACUCAAGUACCACCUCCUUCUCCAGGAGCUGGUCAAACACACGCAGGAUGUGGUGGAGAAGGAGAGCCUGCGGCUGGCCUUGGAUGCCAUGAGGGACCUGGCACAAUGUGUGAACGAGGUCAAACGGGACAACGAGACGCUGCGGCAGAUCACCAACUUCCAGCUGUCCAUUGAGAACCUGGACCAGUCUCUGGCCCACUAUGGCCGGCCCAAGAUCGAUGGGGAGCUCAAGAUCACCUCAGUGGAGCGGCGCUCCAAGAUGGACAGGUACGCCUUCCUGCUCGACAAAGCUCUGCUCAUCUGUAAGCGCCGAGGGGACUCCUACGACCUCAAGGACUUUGUGAACCUGCACAGCUUCCAGGUUCGAGAUGACUCCUCUGGAGAUCGAGAAAACAAGAAGUGGACUCACAUGUUUCUCCUGAUCGAGGACCAAGGCGCCCAAGGCUAUGAGCUGUUCUUCAAGACACGAGAACUGAAGAAGAAGUGGAUGGAGCAGUUCGAGAUGGCCAUCUCCAACAUCUACCCUGAGAACGCUACUGCCAAUGGGCAUGACUUUCAGAUGUUCUCCUUUGAGGAUACCACAUCCUGCAAGGCUUGCCAGAUGCUGCUGAGAGGCACCUUCUAUCAGGGCUACCGUUGUCAUCGGUGCCGGGCACCUGCACACAAGGAGUGUCUGGGAAGGGUCCCUCCGUGUGGCCGAGCUGGGCAAGAUCUUUCAGGAACUAUGAAGAAGGAUAAGCCACAUCGCCGGGCUCAGGACAAAAAGAGGAAUGAGCUGGGCCUGCCCAAGAUGGAGGUGUGUCAGGAGUACUAUGGGCUUCCUCCACCCCCUGGAGCCUUUGGACCUUUUCUACGGCUCAACCCUGGAGACAUCGUGGAGCUCACCAAGGCUGAGGCCGAACAGAACUGGUGGGAGGGCAGGAAUACAGCUACCAAUGAAGUUGGCUGGUUUCCCUGUAACAGAGUCAAGCCCUACGUGCAUGCCCCAGUCUUGGAAUCAACCGUUUUCCCAAGGAGCCCUGGUCCUUUCAGUGGGACAUGGCAUUCAGAAGCCAAGAUCUGGACAUCUCUCCAGUUUCUGCCUCCAAAUGCACCGCCUUCUUAAAGCUACACCCAUCCUAGCCUCCUCCUCUUCCAUUACAAUGAAGACUCUGAGAAAAGAUAGAAAAAAAUGACAAUUCUCCUUUCUACUCAAGGAUUCCAUGCUCCUGGCACCACCCAUCUUGCAAGAAACUACUCUGUUUUCUGUAUGCCUCUCUGGAGUUUCUUAGUGCACAUACAAGUAGAUACAAAUACGGAUUCUCAUUUCCCCCAUGAUAGAUUCAAAAGAUUUGAUAUUCACUGUUAUGCAGCCUCCCCCCCCCACCCCUUAAUAUAUCUUGGGAUCUUUCCAUAGCACUGUACGUAGACCAUUUUAUUCUUUUUUUCCUUUAAAAAAAUUGCGGUGAAAUUUGAAAAAACAUUAGCCAUUUUAAAAUACACACUUCAGUGGUACUUAGUACAUUUUGCAAUCAUUUCAUUUAUGUGAAACAUCUAAAAUAGGUAAAUCCAAAGGGACAGAAAGCAAAUUGGUGGUUCCCAGAUUUUGGAGGUGGGGGGGACUAGGGACUGAUGUUUAAUGGGUGAUGUGUAUGGGUUUUCUUUUGGGGUGAUGUUUUGGAACUAGAUAGAUUAUUCCUCAUUCUUUUUAUUGUUAGUAUUUUUAAAUUAUGGUAAAACACACAUAACAUAAAAUUUACCAUUUUAACCAUUUUUGAGUGUACAGCUUGGUGGCAUUAGGUAUAUUCAGACUGUUGUACAACCGUUCCCACCAUCCUUUGCCAGAACUCUUUUCAUCUUGCAAAGCUGAGACUCUGUCCCCGUGAAACAGUAACACCCCUCCCUUUUCCUCAGCCCCUGGCUCCCACCAUCUACUUCCUGUCUCUAUGACUUUGACUUCUCUAGGGACCUCAGGUAAAUGGUAUUGGUCCUUUUGAGAAUGGCUUUUGCACUGAGCCUAAUGUUUUCAAGGUUCAUCCAUGUUGUAGCAGGUGCCAGAAUGUCCUUCUUCUUCAAGGCUGAAUAAUAUUCCAUUGUGUGGACAUACCACCCUUUCUUUACCUGUUCAUCUCUUGAUGGGCACACACCUUUUGGCUCUCAUGGAUAAUGUUGCUAUGAACAUGGAUAUGUAAAUAUCUCUUUGAAUUCCUGUUUUCAAUUCCCUUGGGUAGAUACCCAGAAGAGGAGUCACUGGGUCAUAUGGUAAUUCUAUUUUUAGUUGUUGAGAAACUGUCAUCUGUUUUCCUUAGCAGCUGUGCCAUUUUACAUUUCUGCCAUAAGAUUUCCAAUCUCCCUAUAACCUUGCCAACACUUACUGUCUUCCGUUUUUUGGUUUUUUGUUUUGUUUUGUUUAUUUUUACAGUAACCAUCCUAAUGUGGUGGAAGCGAGCACCUUUGCAUUUAUUCAGACCAGGGGCUGGGCUUUCUGUAAAUAUAUAAUACAAAUUUUCAUCUUUGCAGGUCAUAGGCUCUCUUUGUGACCGCUUACCUCUGCCAGAGAAGUGCAAAAGCAGCCUCAGUGUGUAAACGAGAGGGCAUGGCUAUGUUCUGAUAAAAACUUGAAUUUGUGGACCUUGGCAUGUGAAUUUCAUCCCAUCCUCACAUGCUGGGCAAUAUUAUUCUUCCUUUAAUUUUUGUCAACUAUUUAAAAACAUAAAAUCCAUUCUUGGCUUGAGGGUCAUGCUAAAACAGGUGCCUGGACAGCCCCUGUUGGAAGUGGACGGGUCUCUCGGUGAACAGCACAGUGCCUGGCACUCAGUAAAUGAUGGUGGAAUGAAUGAUAGUAGAUGAUAACAAAUGCAUGGAGUGCCCUGCCAACCUGGGUUCUUGAUCCUAAGUCCCAGUCUCUGUCUG
This is a messenger RNA of Zalophus californianus (California sea lion), 3890 nucleotides long. RefSeq names its product vav guanine nucleotide exchange factor 1 (gene VAV1). NCBI's taxonomy places the organism in Eukaryota, Metazoa, Chordata, Mammalia, Carnivora, Otariidae. Bases 1 to 2103 code for a protein of 700 amino acids. The record is from RefSeq and is a predicted model, not a curated record. Gene Ontology annotation, cellular component: cytoplasm. The transcript has 22 exons. Gene Ontology annotation, biological process: regulation of GTPase activity; cell migration; intracellular signal transduction. Gene Ontology annotation, molecular function: guanyl-nucleotide exchange factor activity; protein binding.